Molecule: messenger RNA, 5368 nt
Organism: Molossus molossus (Pallas's mastiff bat)
Lineage: Eukaryota; Metazoa; Chordata; Mammalia; Chiroptera; Molossidae
Gene: ABCC8
Product: ATP binding cassette subfamily C member 8
Exons: 39
Coding region: 54-4868 (1604 amino acids)
Biological process (GO): transmembrane transport; potassium ion transport
Cellular component (GO): membrane
Molecular function (GO): ATP hydrolysis activity; ATP binding; sulfonylurea receptor activity
Source: RefSeq, a predicted model, not a curated record
GCGGAGGCGCGUGGAGCCAGCCGCAGCCCAGCCCGUGUCCGCCCCGCGCCGCCAUGCCCCUGGCCUUCUGCGGCAGCGAGAACCACUCGGCCGCCUACCGGGUGGACCAGGGCGUCCUCAACAACGGUUGCUUCGUGGAUGCGCUCAACGUGGUGCCGCACGUCUUCCUGCUCUUCAUCACCUUCCCCAUCCUCUUCAUCGGAUGGGGCAGUCAGAGCUCCAAGGUACACAUCCACCACAGCACGUGGCUCCACUUCCCUGGGCACAACCUGCGCUGGAUCCUGACCUUUAUGCUGCUCUUCGUCUUGGUGUGUGAGAUCGCGGAGGGCAUCCUGUCUGAUGGGGUGACCGAAUCCCGCCAUCUUCACCUGUACAUGCCGGCCGGGAUGGCGUUCAUGGCUGCUGUCACCUCCGUGGUCUACUAUCACAACAUCGAGACCUCCAAUUUCCCUAAGCUGCUGAUCGCCCUGUUCAUCUACUGGACCCUGGCCUUCAUCACCAAGACCAUCAAGUUUGUCAAGUUCUAUGACCACAACAUCGGCUUCUCGCAGCUUCGAUUCUGCCUCACGGGGCUGCUGGUGAUCCUCUACGGGAUGCUGCUGCUCGUGGAGGUCAAUGUCAUCAGAGUGAGGAGAUACAUCUUCUUCAAGACACCGAGGGAGGUGAAGCCCCCCGAGGACCUACAGGACCUGGGGGUGCGCUUCCUGCAGCCCUUCGUGAACCUGCUGUCCAAAGGCACCUACUGGUGGAUGAACGCCUUCAUCAAGACUGCCCACAGGAAGCCCAUUGACCUCCGAGUUAUCGGGAAGCUGCCCAUCGCCAUGAGGGCUUUGACUAACUACCAGCGGCUGCGUGAGGCCUUCGACGCCCAGGCGCGGAAGGACACGCAGAGCCCACAGGGCGCCCGGGCCAUCUGGCGGGCACUCUGCAAUGCGUUUGGGAGACGCCUGGUCCUCAGCAGCACUUUCCGCAUCUUGGCUGACCUACUGGGCUUCGCCGGGCCCUUGUGCAUCUUUGGAAUCGUGGACCAUCUUGGGAAGGAGAACCGUGUCUUCCAGCCCAAGACACAAUUUCUCGGGGUUUACUUUGUCUCAUCCCAAGAGUUUCUUGCCAAUGCCUACGUCUUAGCUGUGCUUCUGUUCCUCGCCCUCCUACUGCAAAGGACAUUUCUGCAGGCUUCCUACUAUGUCGCCAUUGAAACUGGAAUUAACUUGAGAGGAGCAAUACAGACCAAGAUUUACAAUAAAAUUAUGCACCUGUCUACCUCCAACCUAUCCAUGGGGGAAAUGACGGCUGGGCAGAUCUGUAACCUGGUUGCCAUCGACACCAACCAGCUCAUGUGGUUUUUCUUCUUGUGCCCAAACCUCUGGGCUAUGCCAGUACAGAUCAUCGUGGGCGUGAUUCUCCUUUACUACAUCCUCGGAGUCAGUGCCUUAAUUGGGGCAGCUGUCAUCAUUCUGCUGGCCCCUGUCCAGUACUUCGUGGCCACUAAGCUCUCCCAGGCCCAGCGGAGCACCCUGGAGUAUUCGAAUGAGAGGCUGAAGCAGACCAACGAGAUGCUCCGUGGCAUCAAGCUGCUCAAGCUCUACGCCUGGGAGAACAUCUUCUGCGCGCGGGUGGAGAUGACCCGCAGGAAGGAGAUGACCAGUCUCAGGGCCUUUGCUGUCUACACCUCCAUCUCCAUUUUCAUGAACACGGCCAUCCCCAUUGCAGCUGUCCUCAUCACCUUCGUGGGCCACGCCAGCUUCUUCAGAGAGUCUGACUUCUCCCCCUCGGUGGCCUUCGCUUCCCUCUCCCUCUUCCACAUCCUGGUCACGCCGCUGUUCCUGCUGUCCAGUGUGGUCCGGUCUACAGUCAAAGCUCUGGUCAGCGUGCAAAAGCUGAGUGAGUUCCUGUCCAGUGCAGAGAUCCGAGAGGAGCAGUGUGCUCCCCGGGAGCCUGAACCCCAGGGCCAGGCCAGCAAGUACCAGUCCAUGGAAGUGGGGCUCCUUUCCCUGCACAGCUCCCAGCCCCAUGUGCCUUCAGCUCUUCCUAACCAUCCCCAGCCCCUCAAGGUCGUGAACCGAAAGCGUCCUGCCCGGGAGGACUGUCAGGGCCUCACGGGCCCACUACAGAUGCUGGCCCCCAGUACAGACGGGAAUGCUGACAACUGCUGUGUCCAGAUCAUUGGAGGCUUCUUCACAUGGACCCCAGAUGGCAUUCCCACACUGUCCAACAUCACCAUCCGCAUCCCCCGAGGCCAGCUAACCAUGAUCGUGGGGCAGGUGGGCUGUGGCAAGUCCUCACUUCUCCUAGCCACUCUGGGGGAGAUGCAGAAGAUCUCAGGGGCCGUCUUCUGGAACAGCCUUCCCGACGGCGAGACGGCAGAGGACCCCAGCCCAGAGCGGGAGCCGGCCGCCGAAGCGGAUGUCAGGAAGAGAGGCCCCGUGGCCUAUGCUUCUCAGAAACCAUGGCUGCUAAACGCCACUGUGGAGGAGAACAUCACCUUUGAGAGUCCCUUCAACAAACAACGGUACAAGAUGGUCAUCGAAGCCUGCUCCCUGCAGCCUGACAUCGACAUCCUGCCCCAUGGAGACCAGACCCAGAUUGGGGAACGGGGCAUCAACCUCUCUGGUGGUCAGCGCCAGCGAAUCAGCGUGGCCCGAGCCCUCUACCAGCAUACCAACGUCGUCUUCCUGGAUGACCCCUUCUCAGCUCUGGAUGUCCACCUGAGUGACCACCUGAUGCAGGCCGGGAUCCUCGAGCUCCUCAGAGAUGAUAAGAGGACAGUGGUCCUAGUGACCCAUAAGCUACAGUACCUGCCACAUGCAGACUGGAUCAUUGCUAUGAAGGAUGGCACCAUCCAGAGGGAGGGCACACUCAAGGACUUCCAGAGGUCUGAGUGCCAGCUCUUUGAGCACUGGAAGACCCUCAUGAACCGGCAGGACCAAGAGCUAGAGAAGGAGACCAUCAUGGAGAGAAAAGUCCCAGAGCCACCCCAGGGCCUGCCCCGGGCCAUGUCCUCGAGAGAUGGCCUUCUACAGGAAGAGGAAGAGGAGGAAGAGGAGGCAGCCGAGAGUGAGGAGGAGGACAAUCUGUCGUCAGUGCUGCACCAGCGCGCCAAGAUCCCGUGGCGAGCCUGCGCCAAGUACCUGUCCUCCGCUGGCGUCCUGCUCUUGUCGCUGCUCGUCUUCUCCCAGCUUCUCAAGCACAUGGUCUUGGUGGCCAUUGACUACUGGCUGGCCAAGUGGACCGACAGCGCCCUGACCAUGAGCCCCAUGGCCAGGAACUGCUCCCUCAGCCAGGAAUGCUCCCUCAACCAGACAGUCUACGUCAUGGUGUUCACGGUGCUCUGCAGCCUGGGCAUCGUGCUCUGCCUGGUCACAUCUGUCACAGUAGAGUGGACGGGGCUGAAGGUGGCCAAGAGGUUGCACCGCAGCCUAUUGAACCGGAUCAUCCUGGCUCCCAUGAGGUUUUUUGAGACCACACCCCUUGGAAGCAUCCUGAACAGAUUUUCAUCUGAUUGUAAUACCAUCGACCAGCACAUCCCAUCCACGCUGGAGUGCCUGAGCCGCUCCACCCUGCUCUGCGUCUCCGCCCUGGCCGUCAUCUCCUAUGUCACACCUGUGUUCCUCGUGGCCCUCUUGCCCCUGGCCAUCGUGUGCUACUUCAUCCAGAAGUACUUCCGGGUGGCGUCCAGGGACCUACAGCAGCUGGACGACACCACCCAGCUCCCGCUGCUGUCUCAUUUUGCUGAAACUGUGGAAGGCCUCAUCACCAUCCGGGCCUUCAGGUACGAGGCCCGGUUCCAGCAGAAGCUCCUCGAAUACACAGACUCUAACAACAUUGCCUCCCUCUUCCUCACGGCUGCCAACAGAUGGCUAGAAGUCCGCAUGGAAUACAUUGGUGCCUGUGUGGUCCUCAUCGCAGCUGUGACUUCCAUCUCCAACUCCCUGCACAGGGAGCUCUCUGCUGGCCUGGUGGGCCUGGGCCUCACCUACGCCCUAAUGGUCUCCAACUACCUCAACUGGAUGGUGAGGAACCUGGCGGACAUGGAGAUCCAGCUAGGGGCCGUGAAACGCAUCCACGGGCUCCUGAAAACUGAGGCAGAGAGCUACGAGGGGCUGCUGGCACCCUCGCUGAUCCCGAAGAACUGGCCGGACCAGGGGAAGAUCCAGAUCCAGAACCUGAGCGUGCGCUACGACAGCUCCCUGAAGCCCGUGCUGAAGCACGUCAACGCCCUCAUCUCCCCAGGACAGAAGAUUGGGAUUUGUGGUCGCACAGGCAGUGGGAAGUCCUCCUUCUCUCUUGCCUUCUUCCGCAUGGUGGACAUGUUCGAAGGGCGCAUCAUCAUUGAUGGCAUUGACAUCGCCAAACUGCCACUGCACACUCUGCGCUCCCGCCUCUCCAUCAUCUUGCAGGACCCCGUCCUCUUCAGUGGCACCAUCCGAUUUAACCUGGACCCAGAGAAGAAGUGCUCAGACAGCACUCUGUGGGAGGCCCUGGAGAUAGCCCAGUUGAAGCUGGUGGUGAAGGCGCUGCCGGGAGGCCUCGAUGCCAUCAUCACAGAAGGCGGGGAGAAUUUCAGCCAGGGCCAGAGGCAGCUGUUCUGCCUGGCGCGGGCCUUCGUGAGGAAGACCAGCAUCUUCAUCAUGGACGAGGCCACAGCUUCCAUCGACAUGGCCACGGAAAACAUCCUCCAGAAGGUGGUGAUGACGGCCUUCGCAGACCGUACCGUCGUCACCAUUGCGCACCGUGUGCACACCAUCCUGAGUGCAGACCUGGUGAUCGUCCUGAAGCGUGGUGCCAUCCUCGAGUUCGACACGCCAGAGAAGCUGCUCAGCCAGAAGGACAGCGUCUUUGCCUCCUUUGUCCGUGCAGACAAGUGACCUGCCGGAGCCCAAGCGCCACCCCAUGCCCCAUCCUGGCCCCACCUCCUGCCUGGGUUUUCUAACUGUAAAUCACUUGUAAAUAAAGAAAUUGGUUAUUUCCUACCAUAGGCCUUGGUUCAAGCGGGCAGGGGCUGGGGUGGACUGUGUGCCCAGUGGAGCCAGCAUGACUGGCAUCAGGCAGACCUAAAGAAACUGUGUGAGAUGGGCAAAAGCAGGUUUCCUCGUCUGUGAAAUAAGGGUUGUAUUAGUGUGCUAGGACUGCCAUCAUAAAAUAGCAAGGAUUGCAUGGCUUACACAACAGAAAUUUAUUUCUGACAGUUUGGGAGGCUGAAAGUCCAAGAUCAAGAUGUUGCAGAUUCCGUUUCUCCCGAGGCCUCUCUCCUUGGUCGCAGACAGCUACCAUCUAGCUGUGUCCUCACAUGGCUGUUCCUCUGUACGCACAUCUGGCGUCUCUCUCUUCGUGCCAGAAUACCAGUCAUCUUAGAUUAGGGCCCCAC